AUCACGGUGUGGGGUGUAAUAUUUUACCUUUUAAAAAGUGAUCUCGAAGGAGUAAGUUAAAGAAAAUUUGCGAUGUCAAAAACAACAAAAAGAAAACAUGUCACAAAGGAAGUGCUGGAUGGUUAUGUUCUUCCAGCAGAAAACCAAAAGAUAGUAAAGGUAUUGGGUGGAAAAGGGAAUAACUUGCAUGAAGUAGAAACAGCAGAAGGUGAAAAAUAUUUAGUUUCCAUGCCAACAAAAUUUAGAAAAAAUGUGUGGAUUAAGCGUGGUGAUUAUGUCCUUAUCCAGCCUAUUCAGGAAGGAGAGAAAGUUAAAGCAGAAAUUUUUGCCAUUCUUUAUGAUAGCCAAAUUAAAUACAUUCAAAGCCAGGAAAAAUGGCCGAAAGAAUUUGUUCUGCCUUCAGCAACAGAUGUGAACCCUGACAUCAGUUCCAUUGAUACCGAUGGCUCUUCCCAAAGCGAUGAUGAUUUAUUUGUGAACACAAACAGGCCUCAGUGUGUUUAUGAAUCCACAGACCAUAGUGACAGUGAUGAUUCAAGUUCUGCUCAACGGAAAGAUAAGGAUUAUGAAUAAACUUCUAUCAUCAUUAUCCAA
Molecule: messenger RNA, 594 nt
Organism: Daphnia carinata
Lineage: Eukaryota; Metazoa; Arthropoda; Branchiopoda; Diplostraca; Daphniidae
Product: probable RNA-binding protein EIF1AD
Exons: 3
Coding region: 73-573 (166 amino acids)
Biological process (GO): translational initiation
Cellular component (GO): nucleus
Molecular function (GO): RNA binding; translation initiation factor activity
Source: RefSeq, a predicted model, not a curated record